Molecule: messenger RNA, 1164 nt
Organism: Suncus etruscus (white-toothed pygmy shrew)
Lineage: Eukaryota; Metazoa; Chordata; Mammalia; Eulipotyphla; Soricidae
Gene: TMEM158
Product: transmembrane protein 158
Exons: 1
Coding region: 181-1164 (327 amino acids)
Molecular function (GO): peptide binding
Source: RefSeq, a predicted model, not a curated record
CGCUCCGAGGUGUCCCCCCGCGUCCGGGGGCGGCGGGGAAAGCCCGGACGCCCCGCAACCCGCGCGGGUGGACAGGGGGUGCCCCGCACGCGCACCCCUGCACCCCGGCACCCCACCAUGCAGCCUGCCCGAACCGAUCGCUCCUAGACGGUGCCAGCCAAGCCAGCCAGCCAGCCAGCCAUGCUGCCCCUGCUCGCCGCGCUGCUGACAGCCGCCGCCGGCCCGCUGCUGCCUCCGGCUUUGGGGGGGCCGGGGCCGGCGAUCGGGGGCGCCCCGGAUUUCCUCGGGACGGCGCCCAACGCGUCGGGCAAUGCCACCUCCGGGGAGCCCUCCGCCCCGCAGCUGCCCGCUUCGGGGGCGCCGGGAUCGGGGCCCCCCGAGCGGCCGGGACCCCCCGACGAUCGGGCGGCGGCCGGCGCCCCGUGCAACAUCAGCGUGCAGCGGCAGAUGCUGAGCUCGCUGCUGGUGCGCUGGGGCCGCCCGCGGGGCUGGCAGUGCGACCUGCUGCUCUUCUCCACCAACGCGCACGGCCGCGCCUUCUUCGCCGCCGCCUUCCACCGCGUCGGGCCGCCGCUGCUCAUCGAGCACCUGGGGCUGGCGGCGGGGGGCGCGCAGCAGGACCUGAGGCUCUGCGUGGGGUGCGGGUGGUGGGUCCGGGGGCGUCCCGGGGGUCUGCGUCCCGCAUCUCCAGCCUCCGGGGCGCCCACCGCGCUGCCCGCCUAUCCCGCCGCCGCCGCCUCCGCCUCUUCCGAGCCCCCCGGGCCGCUGUGGCUGCAAGGAGAACCGUUGCAUUUCUGCUGCCUGGACUUCAGCCUGGAGGAGCUGCAAGGCGCCGAGCCCGGCUGGCGGCUGAAUCGCAAGCCCAUCGAGUCCACGCUCGUGGCUUGCUUCAUGACCCUGGUGAUCGUGGUGUGGAGCGUGGCCGCCCUCAUCUGGCCCGUGCCCAUCAUCGCCGGCUUCCUGCCCAACGGCAUGGAGCAGCGCCGGACAACCAGCACCGCCGCCGCCAACAGCAGCAGCAACGCCGCUGCAGCCGCCGCCGCUGCCGCCGCCGCCGCCGCCCCCGUCGCCGUGCCCGGGGCCAGCACCACCGCCGCGGCCGCUGCCGCCGCCGCCGCCGCCGCUGCCGCCGCCGCUGUCACCUCGGGGGCGGCCGCCAAGUGA